AUGGACAACCAUCAACUGGUUACGGUAUCGUCAAAUGAGAACAAAGAAACUGUGUCGAAAGGAAUCACAACAAACAAUACAGCGCUUGACUCUAGUCAACCCGACGAUGGCAGCUCUCUACCGACUGACCUGAUGAACUGUAACUAUCCAGAAGUUGCGUCCACCCCCAGGAGACCGCGGACCUUCGGAGAGAUCUCCUCCAUCCGUGGUGUACAAAACAUUUCGCGCGCCGAAACUCCAUUCAUCCGUUCUUUGUGGAUUCUUUUCGUAAUCACAAUGACCAGUCUUCUCACAAUUUUUUCCUCCUUUCUCAUCAGAGAUUAUUUACUAUACGAAACCAACUGGCAUACUCGUACGCUACGUGACGAUAAAACUGCAUUCCCCUCGAUCACCCUGUGUGCACAUAAUCCAUUCUCACUAGAGGCCAACCGCUUUUGGCGUGAAGGUUCCACUCUUAAUCCCAAACAAAUUAAUUCCCGCUUCACCGAAAUCGCCACUGAGGUUCUUAGGCAACACAAUGUAGCUUUCUCCAUCAACUUGCUACUUCUCGAUAGCAUCGAAACCUUCUACACGAAUCUGGACCCCAAAGUUCGCUACAACAUUGGACACAAAAUGGAAAUGUUCCCUCAUUGUAUGGUGACCAGCGAGAGUGCACAUAUUGUGGCGGAGAAGUGCAAACUGGAACUCGAUACUGAGUUGCAUCUUCACCGGAUCUCUCACCCAAAAUACUUCAACUGUUGGACCAUCGAAGGCAAAGCACUCGAGGCCACGAAAGAAAUCACCCGGCUGAUUAUGUUAGUACAACUGGUACCGUCUAAAAAGAUUAAUGAGGCCAAUCUGUCUUUCAUCAUGGAUACAUUCACUCGAGGAGAAGGUGUGAUAAGUGUGGUGCAUGAGCCCGGUACCUAUCCAGAGAUCGAAAAACACGGAAUCAAUAUACAACCGAACCGAAUGAAUCAGAUUAUAUAUAAACCGGUGUUAUGGAACCGACUAGCUACACCAAAGGCUCCGUGUAGUGAUCAACCCCCACCAAUUAGCGAUCUGGGUAUAAAUUACACAUAUACCCAAGGACAGUGUCUGAACACGGUUGUACAGGAACAGCUAUUAGCAAGAUGUGGUUGUUUGAAUACCGAAUAUCCUAGACCUGCAAGUACGGAUUUUCCUGUUAAUCCCACCCCCUACUGUACGUCGUUAAACGAAAGUUUGACGAAUCCUGAAAUGGCCUCAAGGCUGAUAGAACGAUUUCAAUGUAUCGGUGAGGUGAUGGAUCAACUUAAGAAGAUUAAAGAGGAGGCAACGCGGCAGGGUCGGUGUCCACCUCGAUGCAGUUACUUCACCUAUGAGAAUCGACUUAGCGUAACCUUGUGGGAUCCGAACGCGCACAACUUAGCUGCAUACACAGAACGCUACCGGAAGCUUGAUGGUCUGUUGAAAGCGCACAGUAGUAUGAACAUGACAAAUUCAUUCGUCAGUUACUGGAACGCUUCUAUGCAACAGUUUAGCUCGUUGGAUUUCGAAUCUCAUAACCGACCGGAACAAUUUGCCGAAUACAGCCAAUUUGUAGAUGGAUCCGUCACCUAUAUAAGUUUAACGAGACAAGAGUUUGAAACCACGGUGAUGGAUGAACACCUCGUCUUUGAUGUGUACAUUCUUAUAUCCAGAAUCGGUGGAUUGUGUUCACUAUGUAUCGGGCUGACCAUGGCAUUUUUUAUAGAGGUUGUGGAAUAUGCAUAUAUGCGACUGCUCUACAACAGAAUGAAUGAACAAUCACGAAAAUGGGGUUUCCGCAGACCAGCGCAUGUUACUCAGACAAACGUCCCUUCAACGGAAUUAAGCAACAUUGACGGUUCCAGGACAGUGUUAAGGAGAACACGCAGAAAACGUUACAGGAUGUGUUGUUGCCAUCGGCCAUGGCCCAAGUCAUCGUCAGUGUGA
This is a messenger RNA of Opisthorchis viverrini, 1935 nucleotides long. RefSeq lists its product as hypothetical. NCBI's taxonomy places the organism in Eukaryota, Metazoa, Platyhelminthes, Trematoda, Opisthorchiida, Opisthorchiidae. Gene Ontology annotation, cellular component: membrane. Gene Ontology annotation, biological process: sodium ion transmembrane transport. Gene Ontology annotation, molecular function: ligand-gated sodium channel activity. Bases 1 to 1935 code for a protein of 644 amino acids. The transcript has a single exon. The record is from RefSeq and is a predicted model, not a curated record.